Brassica oleracea var. oleracea is the source of this 423-nucleotide messenger RNA. RefSeq lists its product as uncharacterized. The record is from RefSeq and is a predicted model, not a curated record. NCBI's taxonomy places the organism in Eukaryota, Viridiplantae, Streptophyta, Magnoliopsida, Brassicales, Brassicaceae. Bases 1 to 423 code for a protein of 140 amino acids. The transcript has a single exon.
AUGAAUCUCCUUUCAUCCUUUUUUAUUGUCAUUGCAUUGUCUGCUGAGUUCAGUAACGGAGAGUCUUACGACAAAGACUCGGUCCAUUUUAUAAACUCUCUUAAUCCGAACAACAUUCUCAGGGUCCAUUGUCUAACGCACGAUGAUGAUUUAGGCUAUCAUUUGUUGAGUCCUGCACAAACCUAUGAAUUCAGCUUUUAUGAAAGUAUUUUCAAGACCAAAGUCAAUUGCGCCUUAUGGCAGGGACCUGGUUUCAAGUUCUAUGCGACCUUUAGGGCAUAUACAGGUGGUAGUUUCAUUGUCCACUAUGGCAAGAAAAAUUUUUGGGAUGCAAGAGAAGAUGGUAUAUAUAUCUCUCAUGGUAAAGAUUCUCCCAAAUUAAAGUACAAGUGGUCCACCCAAGCCUUUUCACCAAUUUAUUAA